Molecule: messenger RNA, 1023 nt
Organism: Bipolaris victoriae FI3
Lineage: Eukaryota; Fungi; Ascomycota; Dothideomycetes; Pleosporales; Pleosporaceae
Exons: 1
Coding region: 1-1023 (340 amino acids)
Molecular function (GO): hydrolase activity
Source: RefSeq, a predicted model, not a curated record
AUGGAUUUCCUCACAGCCUCCGACCUCACUCAUAAGAAUGGCCAAGUCACGCAUUACUAUGAAGGUGGCUCUAAAUCUGGCACUCCCCUCAUUUUCAUUCAUGGCUGGCCUGAUAUCGCGGAAUCAUGGCACCACCAACUCAAGCAUUUCUCUGCGUCCGGAAAAUACCACGUCAUUGCCCUCGACAUGCGGGGCUAUGGUGGGUCUACUGCGCCGAAGGAUAAGCGUGCAUAUUCCUUAGAAACAUUAACUGAUGAGCUUGUCGAAUUCGCUGCUGCACUAGGGAUAAGGAAGGCAGUAUGGAUCGGCCACGAUUGGGGAUCCGUAGUCACAAGCGCCCUCGCAGCUCACCACCCCUCACUAUUCCUCGCCCUCGCGGUCCUAGCCGUGCCAUACCACACUAUCCAAUUAGGCCUCAACCACCUCAUCACCCUCGUAAACCGAGACAUCUAUCCCGAAGCUGAGUACCCUAUAGGCCCAUGGGAAUACAUGCGGUACUACGAACUGCAUUCUGAGGAAAGCGCUAAGUGCUUCGACGACAACACGGAGCGCUUCUCGAAAGUUAUAUACAUGCGCCACGACCCCGCGCAAUGGGGCAAGCCAGCGCCGACGAGCCGCGCCUUAAGAGACGGAGGCUGGCUUAGUGACCAUCCUGAACGGGUUCCCGAUGUGCCACUCGAAGAUACUGUGCUUUCGCCCUCGUUGCACGCGAACCUAGUCGCAUCGCAUAAGAAGCAUGGCUGGUUUCCGUCGUUCGCGUACUAUUUAAACCACGAUGUGAACGAGGUGUUCGCUAGGAAGGAGAAGAAUGGUGGCGUCUUGGAGUUUCCAGUCUUGUUCAUCGAUGCUAAGCACGACCCUGUGUGCAGCCCGAGCACGACGCCGAAGAUGGGCGAGGAGCAGAUGGAGAAGUGUAAGGAUCUUAAGGUGGUCACGAUUGAGGCUACGCAUUGGCCUAUGCUGGAGAACCCUGAGGAAACGAAUAGAGAGAUUGAGAUGUGGUUGGGGGAGAAGGGUCUUUAG